Messenger RNA from Petromyzon marinus (sea lamprey), 4455 nucleotides. Its product is annotated as mapk-regulated corepressor-interacting protein 1. The record is from RefSeq and is a predicted model, not a curated record. Lineage: Eukaryota; Metazoa; Chordata; Hyperoartia; Petromyzontiformes; Petromyzontidae.
GCAAAACGGCGGUGGUGGCGGCGGCAGCGGCGGCGGCGGAUUUCCGUGAUGACGAAAGGAGCGAUUUAGAAUUUCCCCUCGAUACAAAAAUAUAUAUCGACGCGGUUAAUGAUAAUAACAAGAACAGUAAUCUUAAGUUGUUUUUUUUUAAUUGUUGUUUUAUCGCCUGCCGGUCGGCUCUCCCGCUGCGUUCGACACGCGUAGCGCGAACAGCGGCAACGCAUCGCCUACUGUACACACAAUCUACUGUACACACAUCGCCCACUGUACACGCAUCUACUGUACACACACCGCCCACUGUACGCACAGUCUACUGUACACCCGCAUCUCCGACGCACAAACCAAUCGUCUACUGUACACACCCAUCGCCUACUGUACGCACACCGCCUACUGUACACGGUCUAGUGUAAGCGCAUCGCCUACUGUACACGCCGCCUACUGUAUAUACCGCACACUGUGCACACGGCCUACUGUACACACGCCGCCCCACUGUACACUGUACAUACACGGCCUACUGUACACACGCCGCCCCACUGUACGCACGCCGCCUACUGUACACAUCAAUGUCCAGUUCUCCCGUCAUGAGGCUCGGCUUGCCGGUGGUGAACGGCAAGAGGCCGCUUGGGCCACGCGCCGCUCCUCCUCCUCCUCCUCCUCCGGCGACGACGGCGACGACGACGACCUCGCGAUCCGAGCCGUUCGCCCCCUCCCACGACGACAACGUCCUGUUCAUCCACAAGACGUGGGUGCAGGUGGAAGCUGGCAUGGGGAGGGAAGGCGGAGCGCAGAGAUACGCCGACAAGGACUCUGGACACAACCCCCACGUUGCCAAUUUCACCCCUGUGGACCUGGAGUUGUUGCUGCAGAAGCGCGAGCCACUGCCAACUGAGAAACACUAGGCGUGAAUCAUCGUGGCCUUCACCACCACCAUCACCACCGCCAUCGUCACCAGCAACACCACCACCGUCGUCGCCACCAACACCACUACCAUCGUCGCCAGCAACACCACCACCAUCGUCGCCAGCAACACCACCAUCAUCGUCCCCACCAUCACCAUCGAUAUAAAAAUCAUCGCCACCAUCACCACCACCACCAAUAAACAAAGACUCCAAUACAUCCUCAUCUGCUAGAGGAGCUCACUGUCUAGAUCUUUCAAGGAUCUGUAAGCUUCUCACACAAUCCAGCAUGAUUUAAACCUAGGAUGGCUCAUAGGGCAGGCCAGCCUGAAUGUUUCCCGCCGGCGCAGAUGUUCCUUUAAAGGGCUCAAAGUUUUAUAAGUAUAGAGGAGGGCAUGGCUGUGGCCGAGAAGAACCCGGAGGUCCGUGUAGAGAGAUAGGCCAGGGAGCUUCCACACGGCAGUGUAACGCAGCUGAUGGAAAGAGAAUGCCCCUUGACGUGAACUCCUCCGCUCUCCCCUCAACUGCGCCAUCAGUCACGAGGAGAGGAGGGAGUGGAGGCAUCCAGGUUCUCUGUAAGGCGCCAAUCUCUUAGUGGAACACUCCAGGUUCAGCAGUAGCAUCUCGCAACUCAUCAGAGUGGGUAGCAAAUACCAGAUCAUCAGCACACAACACGGAUACCAAAUCGGGAGCCAUCCCUGCCUUGACCAUACCUGGGUAUUGAUGAUCAGCCUCCCAUUUGUAUCUGUACCGGAUAGAAAUUUCCUCGGACGCAUCCAUGGAAAGCUUCUCGAACUACGCGGUCAAAGGAGAUGUUAAUUAAUUGUAGGGGCCAGAGAACAUCCCUGUCUCACCCCAAGGUGAACAGAAAAUGGCUUCGACUCCCGGCCACGCAGCUUUACCCAGGCCUGCCUGCCCCACCUCCAUUAAGCUCCUUAAGUAUCGUGAGCAGAGAGUCGGGGACCCCGGAAGCACGAAUAAUAACCCAGAGGCCUUAGUCUGUUGAUCGUAUCAUAGGCCUUGACCAAGUUAAUAAGGCAGAGAUGUCGGUCCUAUUGGGGAAUUCCCUACGCCGCUGCUGUAGCAGACAAACAGCAAACGUGGCCCGUCUUAUCACCCGUCCCUCGCCUAUCAGUUGCCUUAAUGCCUGGAAUUGCUUCAAUUACUGCGGGCAGUUUUCCCCACGCUUAGUUGGUCAUCGUCAGGGCUGUCCAUAGGGUGGCCGAGGGCCGUGGCGGGGGGGGGGGGGUGGAGGGGGGGUGGAGGGGGGGGGGAGGGGGGGCCCUGGACAAAGCCGACCACGUGGUGCGGGACACCCCAACACCCCAACCGACGCCUUAAAACUAAACCAGAAGUUUUGUAUCUGAACCGGAACUUUUGUUCGUUGCUGUGACCUGCGGUGUGGUGAGCGAGCCCUGCUGCUGUGAGCUGCAGUAGCUGCUGCUGCUGAACAGCGGUUAUGGUCCCCAAAGCGCAGGGCCCGGGGCAGUCGCCCACCCCCCCACCCCCCCACCCCACCCCCACUAUUCGGCGUGUACCCUAGGGAGCACCUCUGUCCGUCGCAAACACUCUAGCCUUACAAACUUUUCUACCAAUUUUGUAUAUAUAUAAUCAAGUUUGUCUUGUUUCCGUAGGUGGAAAGGGGGGGGGGGGUUAGGAGGGAGGGAGUGGCGGGAGCUGGGGGGCGGAGUUCAUAAAUGGCCGUGUCGGGGGAAAAAAAAUUACCGCUCUUGUUAUUUUGUUUGCCUACGACCGGUUGAGAAUAACAGGGCACCGUCAACCGUGACCGUGGUCAGUCCACUGCUGGAUAAAAGCCUCCAGCACCGCCCUGCCCCCAAACCACCGCCAGCCUCUCGCGUCCCCCCCCCCCCCCCCCGUGCCCGCUAGCGAUUGGCGACGCUCCGGUGAUGAGACGCCUCGUGAGCUAUAAGAUCCCCGUGAUCACCGCGUCGCUUUCACACCAGUCUCUCCUUGUUUUCUUUCCUACCGCGUGCCGUCAAAAAAGCAAAGCCGACGUCGCCACCACGCCCACGUGAAGGACGCUCGCUCGCUCGCUCACGCGCGUCUGUUGUGGGGGGGGGGGCGCGUCGGGUACGCGUGCGUUUGGGAGCGUGCGUGUCCGUGCGCUGAGGCUCGACCCCUCUGGCUCGGUGGGUGGUGGUGGUGGUGGAGGAGGGGGGCGAUGCUCCGUUUUGUUGUUUUCACGAUGCGCUCGUAUUUUACGUGAGUUUGGCUCGCCCGCUGAUGGUGCUGCGCCGGUUGGGGGCCCGAGCUGAAACCAAAACUCGCGAUUUGUACAAAUUUUUCUUUUUUUUUUAAACAAUUUUUUUUACUCGCUCGGGGAGAGGGAGAGAGAGAGAAAAACCCCCGUAAACUCUUGGGAUUUGCCUUCUUUAAAAGGCUUUGUCGGCAUGAAGUAUUUUUUUUUAACAAUCACCGUGGUGAUUCUUUUUUAAGUCACGGAUUCGCAACCGUGGUGUCAGAGACACUGAGCGUGCCCUUGGUGGUGGGUGGAUUCGAUUUUUUUUUCUCCUUACACCCCCCCCCCCCGCCGCCGCGGCUCUCUCCGAACUGAAAUCCCCUCGCACGUGGAAUGCUCCCCGGGCCGAAACGUCGGACAUGGCGCCGCCGACGGGAGAGCCGCCGUACGCAUCGUUCCGAUCAGCCAGCCAGCCACGCGCGCGCGCGACGCAAACGCCGUACACGCGUUGGAAAGCUUCGCCGAUUUAACCAUUUUUUUUAUUUUCCCACCCCACCAAAGUUUUUAUUGAACGGACUCCUGCCCGUCCGCCUACUUGUGGAUUCACGACUCGUGAAAUCCAUUCGGGCUGCCUCGAAAUGUCAUUCGUAACAAAUAGUGACAGCAGCAAUUUUGCGGCCCUUUGCUCAAUCCACUGUUGGAUGAAGGCCUUCCCCACAUUGCUUCAGUCGUGGCGAUCCGUCGCUGGACCUCGCCGCAUCGCGCUGGGCUUGCCAUCGAAGAGGGAGGGGGUGGUGGGCCCUCUGGUUCAGUCGUCCCUCGCUCGCUCGCCCGCCCGCCCACGUUUGCCAUGUCCGGGAUUUCGAUCCCGAUUCGAGCCCUGGGGCGUAACUCGAUCAUGCUUUCAUAAUGGCCGUGUCAAGGCACACCGGGCCUGCAUCGCGUUCCGGGUCUCGGCCGCGUGUCGCUAAAACGGGCUGUCAAGUGCGGCGAGUUUGGUGGUCUCGGCUCGGGUCACCGAAGGAUGCACGGGGAAAUUUUUAUUUUAUUUUUAAAUGUUUCGUCGGUUAAAUUGGACAAUCCCAGCUCUUGAGGGAUACAAUUUUUUUCAGUUCGACAUGCACUGAACACUGUUUGCCCGGGCAUAUGUGAUGUUGCACCAGUAAGAAGCUAUUGAAGCGACCCUCGAAGGUAGUUCUGUGACAUCAAUCUUCCACGGCCGUGUUCUGACGGAGCGAUGCGUUGCUCGCUCGCCGUGAGAGUCCACGAUGCGUCGUGUUCACCUCGCGGCGCCACGCUACGAGCGGAGACGGCGAUAAUCAAAUCUGUCUUGAAAAUAAAAAGCGAAACAGUAAUAAU